Echinostoma caproni is the source of this 753-nucleotide messenger RNA. The record is from the annotation of a GenBank genome assembly. NCBI's taxonomy places the organism in Eukaryota, Metazoa, Platyhelminthes, Trematoda, Plagiorchiida, Echinostomatidae.
AUGUCCGAGUUGUUGUCUGAUUCGUGGACCCUUGGGGAUCACGUGAUCACAGUUCACCGACAUCCGGCUGUCUGCACAACGCACUCUCAACUGGCUGCCGUCCGCAAUGCCCUGCUCAAUGAGCUUCAUCAGACGAAUGUUGAAAUCCUGAAACGCAACAAGGCCUCCGGCGCGUACUCAGACACACGACAUGCAACCGACGUCAAACUCCAUCCAGAGCCAUUGCAACCGACAGAAACUGACCUGGAUGCCCUUUCGUCCCCGGGUGCAUCCAGCCCAUCAGUUAGCGCCAAAACGUCCAACGAUACAGGGGCAGACUCGGCUGGAUUGCAAUACGACUGGAGUGCCAUCCUGGAUACGCUUGAUCGAUCGGAUUAUGUGGGCAUGUCCAAUGGCUAUUCCUAUCCACCAAAUGAAUCGGGUAGUUCGAGUGUGAAAUCGCCUUUCUCUCCAAACAGCGUGAUUCACAAUGGUAAUGGACAUUCAUCUGGUUUUUCGUCUCCGACCCUACUGGAGGAACAGAACAAAGAGACCAGAAGAGCUGCAGAACAGGCUGCUCAGCAACUGGAUGAUUUACUGAUAUCCCUGGGGCAAUUUAAAAGUAUCACUUGUUUGCGAAAAUAUCGAGGAAUUCGUGGGGCUAUGAUCGAGACCACGCGCAAAAAAAUGCUGUCCAGCGCUCGUUUUGCAAUCAUUGAAACCGAUGCGAGCGUUUGUUUGAAGCAAAAACUGUGGCCCACAUUCAUCGAUUAA